CAUUUCGCAUCUUUACAUCAAGAUGAAGAGUCUCCUCUGCCACGCGGCAUUGCUCCUUAUCUCGGCAGCCGGGGCCCGAGCAACGGCACCCAACUGCUACCCUAAUGGUGAUUGUAAAAAUACCUGCCCAUCAGACGAUGACGUGCUGACCACCAAAUCGUGUCCGGGAAGCAAAAAGUGCUGUAGGUACACUUGCGAAAUCGGAAAUCCCUCCAAUAGAGGUUGUUUGAAAGGUUAUGGUAACAAUCCUCCAUGCGAUGGAAAAGACUGGCUAGACACAAAAACAUGUCACGGAAACAAACGCUGUUGUAAGUUCACUUGCAAUAAAAAUAACGGUGGGCAGUGUCUGGAUGAUACUGACUCUUCAUGUUCAGGAGGCGAUAUUCUAGGCACGAAAAUAUGCCCGAAAGGCAAACGGUGCUGUAAAAAAGCGUGCAGCGCAGACCCAGCUGGCGAGUGUAAACCGGUUGGUUCAUGUGCAGGGAAGGGUAAGCUAAUUAACAGAAAGGGAUGUCAAACGGGCGAACAGUGCUGCAAAUUCCCCUGCGAUGGCGGACCUGCGACUGGAAUGUGUGUGAACAAAACCGUGGACCACAGAUGUAAAGGCGAAUACAGGCUGCAAGCAAGAGCUGGUUGUUCUUCCGGAGAAAUGUGUUGCCAAAUAUAUUUCAACAGCGCGUGCCAUUGUGAAUAUGCCGAGGCGACUGGGGAUGAGGUCGACAAUGGCAUCAUCAUGACAAGAUAUUGCCUGCCAUGGCCCGAAUGCCACUUCAAAUUCAUCAAGGCGUUCGGCCAAUAGUUGGCCCCGGUUCAGAUGGACUUACGACAGCGACCAGGGCCCGGUUGUUCAAGGCUUCGCUGUCUGAUAACGGUGGCUUGGCGGCCGCUAAACCACAGUUACCUUCACGUGCUGCAAAGUUUGUACCGUUGAUCUGCCGCUAUGUCACCGCGAAGUCAGCGGAAUCUCAAGGGCUCUGCCAUGGGGUACCGGCAAGUUUAAGCGGCACCCCAAGGGUUCCGCUAAGUUUAUUUGUGGUCACUAGAAAUUAGCAGUCGCCAAAACUAACCAGGCUUUUAACAACCGGCCCCGGACUACCAGACACAAGGACGCGAUUUCGAUCUUCUUCUGUAGCUUUUCAUUUAUAGCAUAAAUCUUCGAGUGCAGUCCGUUGUUCCCUCAAACAA
Messenger RNA from Lineus longissimus, 1185 nucleotides. RefSeq names its product WAP four-disulfide core domain protein 3-like. Bases 23 to 799 code for a protein of 258 amino acids. The record is from RefSeq and is a predicted model, not a curated record. NCBI's taxonomy places the organism in Eukaryota, Metazoa, Nemertea, Pilidiophora, Heteronemertea, Lineidae. The transcript has 9 exons.